AUUAGAAGUAAGUUUGUAGGGCACUGAUUAAAGUUUUGGCAAUUGCAGUAGUAAAAUAAUGUUAAAUAAAACCCGUAAACCACUAUUGAAAGAAGUAAUACUCAGCAAGAAAUUGUCUUGGCUGUUAAGACAUGGCGCCGCAAAAGAGGGCAUAAACAUACAAGCCGAUGGGUUUAUAAAAGUAUCCGAUAUAUUACAACAUCCCAACUACAGAAGAGAUUUUAAUAUGAACAUCUUGAGGCAGAUUGUUGAUAAUGAUGCCAAACAACGCUACACAUUGAGAAAACAUCCGGUAGAAGGGCACUUUGAAAUACGGGCCAAUCAGGGGCAUUCGUUGCUAGAAGUCAAAGCAGAUGAAUGCCUGCAACCAAUUACUAAAGCCAGUGAAGUUCCUUUGGCUGUACAUGGAACUUAUUAUCGCCAUUGGCCUGGUAUUAAGGCAGAGGGUUUGAAGCGUUUUACUCGCAAUCAUAUACACUUUGCCACCAGCGAUGACGCCUCGGACAACAUAAGUGGUUUUCGCUCCAAUUGCCAAAUACUGAUUUACUUAGAUACAAAAAAGCUGCUAGAUGAAGGCUGUUUGAAACUCUUUCGAUCUGACAAUAGUGUCAUAUUGUGUUCUGGUCUACCGCACGAUGGUUCCAUACCCAGUAAAUAUUUUCUCAAAGUUGUGGAUCGCAAAACUGGUCAACUUUUGGAACUCUAAACCAUUUCCUCUGUAAACUGUAUUACUAGUCAUUUUUUCAUCCUAUUUGUUUUAUCAAUAAAGUUGUAUUUUUGUUUUUAAUCAACACUA
Molecule: messenger RNA, 796 nt
Organism: Stomoxys calcitrans (stable fly)
Lineage: Eukaryota; Metazoa; Arthropoda; Insecta; Diptera; Muscidae
Product: tRNA 2'-phosphotransferase 1
Exons: 1
Coding region: 59-706 (215 amino acids)
Biological process (GO): tRNA splicing, via endonucleolytic cleavage and ligation
Molecular function (GO): tRNA 2'-phosphotransferase activity
Source: RefSeq, a predicted model, not a curated record